CGCGCGGGUGGCGGGCGGUGCGCAGGCGCGGCCGUGACGUCGUGCCCAGCCGCCGAGCGCGGCGACGGUUCGUGCCCGGGAGCGUUGGUCGCGCGCUCGCGGCCUUCCGCCCGCCGCCGGUGAGGUGUGGUGUACCAGAUGUCAAGUUUUAAUGAUUUUAUGUAGUUUUUUUAAAAGACGAAUGGAUUAACGGAGAGUAAUUUUAGUGAAGGAAGGGGAGGAAAAAAUGGAGCAAUUUGGAACAAACUGAAAUCUUCCCCCGCACCGCUCGGGCCAUGGGUGAGACAGACCCAUUCAGCACCUUGUUCGCCAUCAGUUGUCUUCUGGGGUUGUAAAAGCACUCCCCGAGAGCUCCCCUCCAGGUCUCUCCAUUAACCUACCCUCCGCUGCUUGGAGAUGGUCGCCACAGAAAAGAUUUAAUGAAAUUCCUGUCGAUUCCCAGCCACCGAGUGGAUACUAAGCCUGUGGAAAGGCCUGGGGGGUCAGGAGAAAGGAACGAGUAGGAAGAGGACGAAAACACAAUCCGCUGGGCCUUCCCCUCCCGCCCCCCUUGCAAAGAAAGGAUUUACAGCUCAACCUUGCACCAGCUGUUCCUCGGCUUUAACAGUCAAGAGAGAAAUAAAUAAAAUUAAACGGCCACCGCCAGCCAGCCGGUCCCGGAUCCUGGUGAAAUCAGGGAGAGUGUUUCUGUGACCCCCUCCAGCGAGGGAGAGGAGGCGGCGGCAGCGCAGCAGUGCUGUGAGGAAGCUGGACAGAUUGCUUGGAAGACAACCCCCUCCUCCUGUGCCGCAUCCGGAGGGGGCUGCAGCAUAUCAGAGGGCAGACCAAAAAGAAGUGGCUUCCUUGAGGCUUCUGGAGUGGCUUUUUUGCAGGAAGCUUACCAAUAUCUUGCUCGUUCCCAGGGUGCUCGCUGGGUGGGAAGGUGCGCCCAGCUCCUCACCUCGUGUGUCGUGCUGGUCACCUUCCCUUGCCUGAGCCUGGAAGGCUUCCCCUCCCCUCGGAGCCUGGUUGCCGGUGUCAGCCGUGGGGGCACCUGCUCCUUGCAGGCUGUUGCCCGAGCGAGGGAGGCUCCUUAGGGCUCUCAGCAUUCCUGCCCCAACGGCUGUUUUAAAUCCAAAUCUAGUUCUCUGUUCUGAAUUUUUAAUGUUUUUAAACCUCCUUCCUUGUGCCCGCGAACUCCCGCGGGGCAGAGCGUAGCGUGGACUCCCUUCCAGAGACCACCGUGGACUUCUCUAGCCUGCCCGCUCCGGUCAGAGCUCGCCCUGGGAGCAAGCGCGGAGGCUGGGAAGUGGUUUGCCCCCCGUCCCUCUCCCCUCCCCUUCUCGCCUGGCUCUGACUCCCGCUGGGCCUGGGCUAUGCUGCGGGGCGGAUCCCCCACCACAGCUCCAACAUGCCAGCAGCAUCUGGAAAGAGAUUCAAACCCAGCAAAUACGUCCCGGUCUCAGCCGCUGCCAUCUUCCUAGUCGGAGCCACCACCCUCUUCUUUGCCUUCACGUGCCCGGGGCUCAGUCUCUACGUCUCCCCAGUCAUUCCUGCCUACAAUGCCGUCGUCUUCCUCUUCGUGCUGGCCAACUUCAGUAUGGCCACCUUCAUGGACCCAGGCAUAUUCCCCCGAGCUGAGGAGGACGAGGACAAGGAGGACGACUUCCGAGCUCCGCUCUACAAGACGGUGGAGAUCAAGGGCAUUCAGGUGCGCAUGAAAUGGUGUGCAACCUGCCGCUUCUACCGGCCGCCGCGCUGCUCCCACUGCAGCGUCUGCGACAACUGCGUGGAGGAGUUUGACCAUCACUGCCCCUGGGUCAACAACUGCAUCGGGCGGCGCAAUUACCGUUAUUUCUUCCUCUUCUUGCUGUCGCUCACCACGCACAUCAUGGGGGUGUUUGGCUUUGGCCUCCUCUACGUCCUCUACCGGGUGGAGGAGCUUUCUGGCGUCCGCAUGGCGGUCACUAUGGUGGUGAUGUGCGUGGCUGGCUUAUUCUUCAUUCCCGUGGCUGGCCUGACGGGGUUCCACGUGGUGCUCGUGGCGAGGGGCCGUACUACCAACGAACAGGUGACGGGCAAGUUCCGCGGCGGUGUCAACCCCUUCACCAACGGUUGCUGUAAGAACGUCAGCCGGGUCCUCUGCAGCUCCCCGGCCCCCAGGUACCUCGGGCGCCCAAAGGCCGAGCAGACGGUGCUGGUGAGACCCCCCUUCUUGCGGCCCGAGGUCUCAGACGGUCAGAUCACUGUCAAGAUCAUGGACAACGGUAUCCAGACAGAGCUGAAGAGGACGAAGUCCAAAGGAAGCCUGGAGGUGACGGAGAGCCAGUCUGCUGACGCUGAACCGCCACCCCCACCUAAGCCAGACCUCAGCCGCUACGCAGGCCUGAGGACACACUUAACCCUGGCCACCACCGAGGACAGCAGCUUGCUAGGCAAGGACAGCCCCCCGACCCCCACCAUGUACAAGUACCGGCCCGGCUACAGCAGCAGCAGCAGCUCGGCGGCCUUGCCCCACUCCACCAGCGCCAAGCUGAGCCGAGUGAACAGCCUGAAGGAGCCCAACUCCAUCUGUGAGGGCAGCCACAAGCCCAGCUACCGCUCGGAGCCGAGCCUGGAGCCCGAGAGCUUCCGCUCACCCACCUUUGGCAAGAGCUUUCACUUUGACCCGCUCUCCAGCGGCUCCCGCUCCUCCAGCCUCAAGUCGGCCCAGGGCACGGGCUUCGAGAUGGGCCACCUCCAGUCCAUCCGCUCGGAGGGCACCACCUCCACCUCCUACAAGAGCCUGGUGAACCAGACGCGCAACGGCAGCCUGUCGUACGACAGCCUGCUCACGCCCUCCGACAGCCCCGACUUCGAGUCGGUGCAGGCGGGUCCGGAGCCCGACCCGCCGGUGGGUUACACCUCGCCCUUCCUCUCGGCCCGCAUCGCCCAGCAGAGAGAGACCGACCUGCACGGCCGCUUCGCCAGCGCCGUCUCCCCCAAGCACGCGCCGCCCCGCGAGCCCUCGCCCGUGCGCUAUGACAAUCUCUCCCGCCACAUCGUGGCCUCCAUUCAGGAGCGGGAGAAGCUGCUGCAGCAGCCGCCGGCCCCGGGCAGGGAGGAGGAUGCGGGGCUGGCGGACUCGGGCAUCCAGUCGACGCCGGGCUCCAGCAACGCCCCCCGCACCAGCUCUUCCUCGGACGAUUCGAAGCGCUCGCCCCUGGGCAAGAACCCGCUCACCCGCCCGGCCCCACCCCGCUUUGGCAAGCCCGAGCCCCCCCACGCGCUGCGGGUGCGCUCCCUCGGCUCCCCCGACCAGCCCGCCGCCCCCCACCUGGGAAAAUCCGUGUCUUACAGCAGCCAAAAACCAGCGUCUCAGGCCAGCGUCCCCGAGACGGAGGAGGUGGCCUUGCAGCCCUUACUGGCACCAAAGGAUGAGGUGCAGAUGAGAACAGCCUACAGCAAGUCCAAUGGGCAGCCCAAGAGCCUGGGCUCGGCCCCCCCGGGCCCAGGGCAGGUGCCCCUCAGCAGCCCCACCCGUGGAGGAGUCAAGAAGGUCUCUGGCGUGGGGGGGACCACCUACGAGAUCUCGGUAUGAGGGGCAGAGCCGCUCACCCCCUCCCUGGCUGGCACCCGCUGGCCCUGGAGGGACGUUCUGCGGCCGGACGCUCUGCGGACUCCAGGGAGAGCCGGACCGGGGGGAGACGGGCCAGCGGCCCCCACUGCUUUUCUCUUUCUCCACCCCUCCCCGGGACGUGGGGGGCUGACACACACCCGAGCAAGGCUGCUCUUCCUCUGCCUGCCGAGGACUGCCGCUGGCAGCCGCCCCAGCCAGGCGCGGGGGGCUCGGGGGGGCUGCAUCCUGCAGCCCGGCGCCCUGGCACCAUCUCGGCUGGGCCAGCCACUUGUGGGCCUUGUGCAAUCAAUCGCUCGCCUAGCGUGGUAGGAAUGGAUUGUUUUUAAACCAGAAUACUUUUUUUUAUUAUUAUUGUUACGGAUUCUAUUUUUUUUCUGAGUUACCAGGUGUGUGUAUAUAUAAAUAUCUAUAUAUAUAAAUAUAAAUAUUAAAAAAAAAAGGCAGAAAUUAUAUAUCUUACCCAGAGAGAGGAAGAAACUACCCGUUCCCUGCCCAGGACCUGGGCCCCCACCUUGUCCUCCCCACCCCAAAGGAGGGGUGUGGGGCCAGGGCCGCCCCCUGCGUUCGUGGGAUGAGCUGGGGCAGACGCCCGGUGUCGCGCUCCCACCCGAAGCGUGGCCGGCAGGGCCGUGGGGUGGCAGGCGUCCCACCGGGGUGCCUUGUCCCCCCGCCAAGCCCUGCCGAAGGCCGAGGUGCUUUCAGCCGAGGACGCUCUCCUCCCUGGUUCUUUGCUUGUGAAGCCUCCGGCCCUCCCUGCCGGGGCAGCUGUGGCCCAGGGAGGAGGAAGGGCUCAGGGGCAGCCCCCUCCCCGUGCACCUCCCCAAACCCAACCGGAGCUGGCACGUGCUGGCUGGCAUGGAGAAAC
This is a messenger RNA of Grus americana (Whooping crane), 4463 nucleotides long. RefSeq names its product zinc finger DHHC-type palmitoyltransferase 5 (gene ZDHHC5). Bases 1391 to 3559 code for a protein of 722 amino acids. The transcript has 12 exons. The record is from RefSeq and is a predicted model, not a curated record. Gene Ontology annotation, biological process: protein palmitoylation. Lineage: Eukaryota; Metazoa; Chordata; Aves; Gruiformes; Gruidae. Gene Ontology annotation, molecular function: palmitoyltransferase activity.